Scleropages formosus (Asian bonytongue) is the source of this 7371-nucleotide messenger RNA. RefSeq names its product sema domain, immunoglobulin domain (Ig), transmembrane domain (TM) and short cytoplasmic domain, (semaphorin) 4Gb (gene sema4gb). Gene Ontology annotation, biological process: negative chemotaxis; semaphorin-plexin signaling pathway; neural crest cell migration. Gene Ontology annotation, cellular component: plasma membrane. The record is from RefSeq and is a predicted model, not a curated record. Gene Ontology annotation, molecular function: chemorepellent activity; semaphorin receptor binding. NCBI's taxonomy places the organism in Eukaryota, Metazoa, Chordata, Actinopteri, Osteoglossiformes, Osteoglossidae. The transcript has 16 exons. Bases 706 to 3309 code for a protein of 867 amino acids.
UCUGCAGCACUCGAGAGCAAUUCCGAUGAUGCUGAAGACAAGUGUUUUAGAACAGGAUUGUCUCCUGGUGCCAGACACAUGGGAAGGAGCCUGACUGCAGCAUUGAGCUGGAAGAAACAAUGAGAGAAGCAGAAAGAGAGAGAGCGAUGGGGAGAGAGUGCCUUUCAGUUUACAUCGGAGUGUGAGAAGGAGAGACGAGAGGCAAAAGAGGACGCUUACUGUUUGUAUGUGAGUAUAAGAAAGAGGAGAGAGAAAAAGGCAGAAAGAGACUCUUACAAAAGAUAAGGGGAGACAGAAGGCUCAAAAAGGCGGGAGACUUGUUUUGUGUGUUUGUGUUAGAGAGAGAGAGAAAUAAGGGGUGUUUUAAAGAGAAUUGCACAGGGAAAAAGAAGCUGAGACACAGUCUGACAGUCCAGGGAGGACAGAAUUGAGGCCUGUCCUGGAUAGACCACAUCCGGGAGGACUGUGGUGGAGCCGAGAGCCAUAUCUCGGAGGCCUCUCUCUCGCACUCUUUUACAAGCUGUCUGGACAUUCAUCCCCCUGGGCUCCUCAUUCAUUCCGCACAGCUUGACUUUGAAGAUCCUCCAAUGCGACCACCGUCCUCCUAAAGACCAAGCGGGCAUGGAGAGAGGAGGCGCUCGCGUCUGACUGCGAUCCAGAGAGAAGAAAGUGCGUGCGGGUUUGUCGCCAUCACACACAAAGGUGAUGGAUCGAGGAAGGAUGGGCGCGCGUCUCGCCCUGCUCUGGAGCUGGCUCUGCAUAUCGGCGCUGUUUGGAUUGCCCUUCACACCAACCCUUGACAUGGAUGUCACUCCAAGGACAACUGUGCUAUUCAACGGGUUGCUGGGAAGCCGGUGGUUCAACAGCUCGAGCCAGAACUACAGCACACUGCUGCUGGAGGACCAGGCUGGUGUUCUAUACGUCGGGGCCCGAGGCGCCAUCUUCGCCCUGGUCACCAGAGACAUCGGCGCUGCAGGAAGCAGUCGCACCAUCAAUUGGGAGGCAUCGGCGGGGCAGAAGCUGCAGUGCCUGAACAAAGGGAGGGACAAUCAGACGGAGUGCUUUAACCACAUCCGCUUCCUGCAGAGGUUCAACGAGACCCACCUGUAUGUGUGCGGCACCCAUGCCUUCCGACCUAUGUGCACCUACAUCGACGUGGACCAUUUUACCUUGUCUUCUGGGUUUGAGGACGGCCGUGAGAAGUGUCCCUACGACCCUACCAAUGGCUACACGGGCCUCUUCGUGGAUGGAGAGAUGUACACAGCUUCGCAGUACGACUUCCGCAGCUCGCCCGACAUCCGCCGCAACUACCCGUACCCGACGGUGAAGACCGAAGAGGGACCCAUACGCUGGCUGCUCGAGGCGAACUUCGUGGGGUCCGCGCUGGUGCGGGACAGCGUCAACAGCUCCGUCGGGGAUGACGACAAGAUCUACUUCUUCUUCACGGAGAGGAGCCAGGAGCAGUCGCCCUUUUUCAGCCAGACGAGGGUGGCAAGGGUGGCGCGGGUGUGCAAGGGAGACUGGGGAGGCCUCCGGACCCUGCAGAAGAAGUGGACCUCCUUCCUGAAGGCCCGCCUGGUCUGCUCCAUCCCUGACUAUGAGUUUCACCUGAAUGUCCUGCGCAGUGUGUUCCUCGUGGAGGCCCAACCAGCACAGAGCAGCAUCUUCUACGGCGUUUUUGGCCUGGAAUGGACCAACGUGAAAACCUCGGCGAUCUGCCGGUACUCUGUUGAGGAUGUACAGAAGACCUUUGAUGGACCCUUCAUGGAGAGCCAGGAGUCCAAGUGGAUCGAAUACACGGGGAAGGUUCCGGAGCCACGGCCAGGCUCGUGCAUCACGGACGCCUUCCGGGCCAGGGGCAUCAACUCGUCCCGCGACCUGCCGGAUGAAGUGCUCAACUUCGCGCGGAGGCACCCGCUGAUGUCCCGGCACGUGCGCCCCCAGGAGGAGCGCCCCCUGCUAUUCAAGAGGAACGUGGGCUACACGCAGAUUGCCGUGCGCCGCGUGACUGCUCUCGACGGCCGGCCCUACCACGUGCUCUUCAUUGGCACAGAUGAAGGCUGGCUGCACCGGGCUGUGGAGGUCGGAGGUCGUGUGCACAUCAUUGAGGAGCUGCAACUGUUUGAGAAAACGCAGCCUGUGGACAGACUGGUCAUCUCACCGUUACAGAGGAGCAUCUACAUUGGCUCCCCUACUGGGGUCCUUCAGCUGCCCCUGUCCACCUGCAGUAGGUACACUUCCUGCUUCGACUGCAUCUUCGCCCGGGACCCCUUCUGCGCCUGGAACGGCUCGGCCUGCGCGGACAUUGAGUCGCAACCUGGCAGAUCUGGCCUUAUUCAGGACAUCCUGAAGGGGAACAGAGGCUGUAAGAACACAAAAGAUGGCCCUACGGUGUUCCGCGUGCGCUCGGUGAUGGCGGGCGACGACGUGCUCCUGCAGUGUGAGCUACGCUCCAACCUGGCAGCUCCUCGCUGGACGUUCAACGGACGCGAGCUGCAGGGCUACGGCCUGGACUCAGGCUUCCGAGUUGGCACUGACGGUCUGCUCCUCAUUGGUGCCCGGGCCGAACAGAGCGGCCAUUACGCCUGCUUUGCUGUGGAGAACGGGGUCCACGUCCUGGCAGCCAACUACACCGUGAGGGUCAGGACUGAAACAGUACAACCGGGGGAAUCUGCCCCACCUCCGUUCCCAGCUACAGAGCGGCCCCUGCCAUCCCCGCCUGCCCCGCUGGAGCCCGUGCCUCUGCCACAGACCUUCCGGAACAUGGAGACUGUGUAUAUCUCCCUGGUAGCCAUCCUGGGCGGGCUGUGCCUGGUGCUGAGCGUCGUGCUACUCUACAUGUCAUUCUCCGCUCGCACCGCUCGCCGCGGAAAGCGGGGCCAGCAGGGUCCAGGUCGGAACGAGCGUAAACGCAGUUCCCACAUGGAGCUCAAAACCAUCUCCAGCCGCUGCAACGGCGAGCGAGCAGAGCGGGAUGAGCGCAUGGCUGGGGCGACCACAGUUGACGGCCUGCUGCAGAUUGUUCCUGGGGAGGGCCAGGCGUCCCCGAGCAAGGACUCGUUGCCACCCGCGCCACCGCUGCCGGCACCGCCGCCGCUGCCGUCCUCCGAGUACGCCAACGGACUGUCAGCCACGCUGCCUAGCGUCCUGCGCAAGAUGAACGGCAAUAGCUAUGUGCUCCUGCGGCAGGCGGACUCUGAUACCACCUCCCCCCUGUACCACUCCUUCACAGAGGAGCUCAACCGCAUCCUGGAGAAGAGGAAGCACACACAGUUGGUUACCAGCCAGCCGGACGAAAGUUCUGUGUAGCCUGCAGUGCCUCUGGUGGCCGGGCGGCCUAAAUGCACCUUUGAUAGACUGGCUCUCUGGUGAAUUCCCGAAGGUUGUACCGUUAGCUCACCUGAUGCUUUUGCAGCUUACUGCCACUGAUCUCAGCAAGCUGCACAACUUCACUUGAGGAUUAUUUCCGACACCAGGUUGUCAUAUCGCAUUUAUUGUCACUUACAGCCAUGAGACACACAAAAAUCUGACAGAUACAGCCCUUGACUCUUUGUAACACUGUAAGUUGAAGGAGCCACCAACAUUAGAAAUACCAAACUACCUCAAGAGACUCCAGCAAGGUUUUGAUGCUGGUUCAGCCCAAGGCUUGUCGAUAUCAGACAAACUCCCAAGGUCCUUUGCAAUGGUGUGGGAUGGAGACAUGAGAGGUGUUUGAUAAGCACAUUUCCAUCUGCAAAAGCUACAAUACAGCCCCACGGUCACCAUCAGAGAGCUCUCAAGAAACCUGAUCAGACUAGUCAGGCAGCAUCACUCAACCCAAGAGCAGAUUUUAGACACAGUUUUCGGAUUUCACUGCGUGACUUCCCAGCACUUCCUCUUUUGGUUCUUUUCUGUAAAUAGCGACAGCGGUCUAUCUUCACAGUUACGGUAGCAGCUAAUUGUGCUGAAACCCGUGACGGCAGUUUAGGGAAACUGAGGUAAACCUGUUUUGCGGGCAGCUGUAGCAGCGUAUGUGGACAUGAGGACAGUAUUAGGUUUUGGUUGCACUUUUAAGAAACCGUUUCAUUCGGGGCCCCCGCAAGGGAAGCAGGUCUUCGCAGGAUGGGCCACAGGGUGGGGGACAUCACCAGGAAGGUGUGCGGGGACUUGACUGACAAGAUGGAGCUUUUGAUGUGCACGUGGGACACCGAGCCCAGAGAAAUGGGCCAAGGGCUGGGAGCGGCGGACAAUAAUCAACGUCUGUUAGGAUGAAGACAGAAUGCAAUGGCUGAAGUGCACUAGUUUGUACCCUGGUCCAGUGCUAUCCAUCGUGGAAAGUGAGGGUCCGAUGCGGAAAGACCACCCCAGGCCAUGAGACAGCACUGUAUGACCGUUAGGUGGAGCCUCCUCCCUGAUUGCAACCGGUGCAGGGUGGAUGAACAAGGGGGCAGUUCCACAGCAGCGAAUACCAGCAAUACGGAAGAAAGUCUCACGUCAAUCCAAGGCCGGAGCAGGGCUUUCCCAGCUUCACCCCUUCACCACCCAGUAUCUACAGUCAAACGCAAGCCGUGUUCCAGAAAGGAGUUUGACGGAGAGGCAGAAGGACACGCCGCACCUCAAGUUCACACCACUGAGAGUUCCUGCCAACUUUCGGAAAACACCGCAAAACAUUCUUUCACAGAAAAACAAACACAGACGCAAAAUGCUUCACCAAACGGACAAGGCAACGGAUGCCUGCUGGGGGUUCGCCGGUGUCACUCUUCUUCUGCAAUAAUGGUAAAGACCAUAUUAACCUUUACUAGAGAAGCGCUCUUGCCAACAUCCCGAAGGACAGGGGUCUUUACUACGACUUUUGCACUACAUUUUUAGCCUGGGGUCUUACUUUGUGCUUGGGGCACAGAUUGUGUGUCAUCCUAUUGGAAUUUGCACUGUUUUGUAGAUGUAGUUGAUGUAUUCCUUUUGAUGUCAUUCAUGGGGAACUGUUCUGCUGAGGAUGGGUCUGCUCAUCGUGGCGUCCACACCGGGCUGGGAUCGCAACCCUGUCACCGUGGGCCACCAGAACGGGACGGUCGGGUCAACGGAAGAGUGAUGUUCUAAUGCGACGCAUGUUCUUAACACUGGAAAUAUGUUGUGCGGUGAACAUUGUAGUACCUUAAGAGUUUCCUGUGGGGGUGGAGUCAAACCCAGGGAGAACGAAGGGUACAUAAAACAGUGGGCAGGUCAGGUAAUUUCUAGAAGGAACAUCUAGGCAGUGCUUCUGCAGAAGCAACUAGUCCUUUUUCCCAGGUGGAAUUAGCUCCACACUAUUUAAGUCAACUUGUCACACUUGUGUUAUAGGGCUUUGUAACAGGAUUCCCUUUAACGAUGAUCACGCAAUGAGUAUUAACCCCUGCAUGGCUGGACCUCCAGCUUACAGUUUUGUUCCUCUUGAUUCCAUUCAUCGGGUGAGUCCAUAUAGCUACUAUUCACAUUGCAAUGUGUUACAGUGAAUGUGCUGCCACUGUCCCUACACACACUGAUACACAAGGACACAAGCGUAACCGGGGGGACAUUCUAGUUCAAUAAAAGCCCGCACACACGCACGCACGCACGCACGCACAGAUACAGGCACCAGAAGGUGCUGUAAAAAUAAGCCCCUAGCUAGCUGUUCGAGCACUGACUCAUUCACAGUUAUUACCCCACCGGGUGUCCCUCACAGCUGACUGCCUAUAUAAGCAAUAAGUCUGGCUACAUGCGCAAAAGAAAAAGACCAACAUUCCACAUGUCCCCUGCUUCUAGUGACUGAACCCUAACACUCUGUCAGUGCUGGUUUUGGAGGAAAUGUGGCUCUUUCUCAGCAGGCUUUUGGGUAUCCAGUAGCGGUGGUGGCAGCUGGCUGACUAGGCCCCUCCUUGCCCUCGUGCCGCCAGCUGCAGGGUGGCACCACUCAGCCUGGGUUUUUUGCAACUCAGUUCAUUUAACGCACCGUUAUUAAGAGUGACUUCUUACUACACCUAUUUACCAGCAGGAUUCCACAUCUGUAUGCUUACUAAAGCACAUCAAGUCCAAAACCCUGGUAUAAAGCUAUUAAAACUUUCGCUGUGGGGAGUUUUACAGCCCAAAAGAGCCGUUGCACCUAAAAAAGAAACAUACUCAUCAGACAAAAGAGAACGGAAAUACUGUGUAUCUGUUCUCUACCACCAAACUGAGAAAUUACUCAAAGUGUUUAUCAUUUGCAGUGUAUGGUGAAUGAAAGUAAUGACAUAUUUCUAACACAGAGGUAAAUAUGAUGUUAUUUUGCAUUCAGAGAGCAGGUUGGUCCCCACCCCACACACAACUUUGGGUUUUGUUGAGCUAUUCAGGGUCACAGAAAGGGUCUAAAUGUAAUCAGCUUCAGUGGGGGCUGCUAAAGGGAUGAGGGAAGGUGGUACGGCCCUGAGCAGUGAUCCUCAGUAGUGUGUGUGUGUGUGGGGGGUGAGGGAUGCAGCAGUUUCAGAGACAUGAGCUGCCUCUUGCUUUUCUGCUGCUAUAACACACCCCAAGCACUUGGUGUACAUGAGCACCAGCAGUGGGCGCAGCGACCAAGGAGCCACCCCACUGCAUGUGGAAUGUUGUCCUUCUCCUUCUGCAUAUUGAGGCAGCCUUCCACGUACGCUGUGCGCCAGCAGAAACACAGUCACUACAAUGUGUACACGCCAGGUGUGAGUUUGUCUUGAGGGCUCUGUACCAUAUUGUGUUUACCUGACAGAGGGCAAAGGUCACGCUUCCCAUAUGAACAGCAGCAGUUGCUGUUGGUGGUGUUGCACCUGAGAUCUGCUCUCAGAAAAUGGACAUAAACGCUCCUUUGACACAAGUUGCUGCUCGUGGUCAUCACCACACUGUUUUUGUUCUCAUGAGAAGCUACUUGUGGCAGGUGAAAUGCCACAGCUAUGUGUGUGUGUGUGUCUCUCUCUCUCUCUCUUCCUCCCCUCUGGAUCUCGUCUCCUCCAAGCCCGAUGGCGUCCCACACCGGAACGGGUACAGCAGGUGGAGACAGGACAGAUGUUGCUGAUAAGUACGACUGGUUUGGGUCCAGCCUGGAAUUGCGUCUGUUCUUCUUUGUAAAGCCGAGCAAAGGAACCUGCGGACAUAAACUCAUUUUUCUCUCACAUUUACAAGAACUGGUUACACAAAAAGUCCUACAGACAUCCUAAAGCAUAAUUUUGAUUACCUUUUGUCAUUAAUUCAUUCGCAUUAUGACAAAUGACCCCUGUGAGUUACAGCAAAAAAUCUUCACUUUGGCCUCUUUGCGAAUUUUCAAAUUAUUUUUCAGUGGUAUGAUAUGAUUCUAUGGACCUCUUGUGAGAAAGGAUUUGAGCUUUUCUGAGAGUUUCAUUGUUUUGCAAAAAAUGACAAAUAAAAAAAGAUACUUUG